This is a messenger RNA of Halteromyces radiatus, 1991 nucleotides long. RefSeq lists its product as uncharacterized. Bases 25 to 1776 code for a protein of 583 amino acids. The transcript has 10 exons. Lineage: Eukaryota; Fungi; Mucoromycota; Mucoromycetes; Mucorales; Cunninghamellaceae. The record is from RefSeq and is a predicted model, not a curated record.
UUUUUUUUUGACUUGUAUACCACUAUGCGUUUUAAUCAAAAGAAUAUACAGGAUUCUUUUUCUAUACCUCAGAAAAGAAGCACUAGAUUUAGCAAGAAAAAAGAGGAUAUGCCUUCACCAACUCAAGAUCAACUGAUUGCUCCUAAAAAACGACAACGUAUCACUUCUGACAAGAAGAAAGAACUACAUAAGUUAUUUGAUUCUAUCAGCGCUGAUCCUUUUUAUGAAAAUGACAUUCCUAUUGCCAAAUCCGAACAAUCCUCGGAUAAAGACUCAUUAGAACAUUCGAAAGAACUAGAGAGACAACAACUCAAAUAUAUCUUUACACCGGAACAAUGGCUGGAUUGGAUUUACGAUCAAGACGACUCGGAUACAGAAACAGAUGAUGCUAUAGAUGCAACAGACGAUCUAGCAAAAUUAGCAACAGAGUUCCUGGAAAAGGAGGAAACAGAGGAAUUGAAACAGGCACUCAAUGGAACAGAACAUGUUAAAGAAAAAAUUCAACAUUAUCGAUUCUUCUCAAAACGUUGUACUAUCCCAUCACCUCAAGUCUUAUCAAUACAAGAUGAAAUCAAUCUUAUGAAUGAUAAAUCCAUGAUUGCCAAAUAUAAUCAUCUUGUCAAGUACUCUGCAGAUAAUUCAAAACGAAAAUUCCUUAUUUCUUCUGAUAUCAUUACAACUUGGUAUCAACUUGGUUGGAAUUGUACCCAUUCAGUCUAUCAAUGGCUUAUUGAAAUUGUCGCUUUUGAAGAAGAUAUUGGGGUUGCAAGACAGGCUUUCACAACACUUUCGGUACUUUGGUCUAACUGGCUUCAGCAAAAACUACCAUUGGCUGCUGGUACUAUGGAUGGACUCAACUACAAUCGAUUCAUGUCUGUGGAUACUUUCUCCUACAUAUUACGAUCAUACGGGGCUCUCUCACUAUUGUCAUUGAAUGACGAUGAUACCACAUUUUCAUCUUGUUUUAAUAAGGAAAAGGAUCAGGAUAUAGCGAUGGACGAUGAUCAAGUGGACAAAAUACCUCUGAUUCAAUUUGAAUGGGUACUGGAACUUCUUACCAAAUCAUUGACUUUAUGGCCUGAAGCAUAUACGGUACAACAAUUACAUUACCUUGGCAAAACACUGAUUUGUUUAGGGGUAGAUCAGCUUGGUAUGCUUUUAUUGAAUAGGAUUCAAGACACAUUGGAGGCAUGUUUACAAGCUUUACCAGAAGAUGAUUGGCAAACCCAAAUUCAAAAAAUGGCCCUUUCCCUUGGUGAAUUAUUCACAUCAGUGGAACUUCAAAUACGUAUCUUCAAAUCAACUAAACCCAUCUGUGAUCGAAGCUUGUAUCUCCGGCGAGUGAUGGCAGUAUUAGCAUUGGAAAUGGCACUCAAUAGCGAUAAGGCUUUAAUGGAACAGCAAGAACCAAAGGCGGUAUCAUUAGAAUCAUUGUCAUCUAUAUGUGAUUCGAGUGAUACUAUUUUAUCCACCAUGACAGAAAAAAUGCGGGACACUACCAGUAUCUUUCAACAAACUAAUCCUGAUUAUCGACAACUCUCAUUAAGGAUAUAUCUGUUGGAUCAUGCUAUUGGAAGUAAUAUAUCAGAAUUCAAAACAUCAAUAGAUGCUGUAAGCUCCUUGGUUACACAGUUACAAGCUUUGGGUCGUAGAAUAGGUGGACGACUGAGUACAUUGGAAAGAACUAUGGCUAACGAAGCAACUCAAAGACUUUGGAGUAGAAUGGCGUAUGUAAUUGGUAGAUAUGGAAAUACGUUAGAAGAUCAUGAACUAUAAAACGGAUGUUUGUUUUGGAUGUAACAGUCUAUUCCCAGUCAAGCAAUCUGGUCCCUCAUGGCUCUUCCAAAUGGGCAAGACAAGAUAACAAAGAAAACAUUGGCUCAGUUUUCUUCUCCGCAACUUGCACAAAGCGUCAUAUUUCUCUUUUUUGAUACUUUUUUUUUUAUUUCCCUUUUUUUUCACUUUUUCUUUUUUUCUUUCUUUCUUUCUUU